Molecule: messenger RNA, 201 nt
Organism: Caenorhabditis remanei
Lineage: Eukaryota; Metazoa; Nematoda; Chromadorea; Rhabditida; Rhabditidae
Exons: 2
Coding region: 1-201 (66 amino acids)
Source: RefSeq, a predicted model, not a curated record
AUGUCUCAAAGUUUCAUUGUGAUGGAUGAUACGAACGGUUUGAAGAGAGUGAUUCAUCAACUUGCGGAACACCUUGGAGCUCCAAUCUAUAUCAGUAAUGUCCUCCAAGAACCACGUGGCAACCAUCAACCAGCGGAACAACGUCCAGAACCAAAUCCUGCUACUUUUAGAGUUGUCGCUCGCCCAGGAACCGGAGCAUAA